GAUACUGCCCCGUCAGCUUUAGAGUCUUAACAGAGCGCUCCUGGGAAAAGACAGAGAGGGAUUUGGAGUGAAGGCAGUACUUUCAGCCAAUACCUCCCCCUUAUUCACAGUCACACACUUCUGGCUGACUUAUCACUUAAACUCACCAUGAGUCACAGCUCAGGCGCUACAAGUCAACGAACAAGCAGAAGCUUCUCUUCUGGACAAGUGAUUUCCCCACCGACAUUUAAGAUGAAAUUUUCAACACCUGAUUAUGACUAUAGUGAUUCCAACAUGGAGCUGGUCCCACCGUGCAGUGUGGAGUCAGUCAACCUCCUGGGAGCUCAGCUAUCUAUCCUCUUCUACUUUAUGUUUGUCUUCAGUGUUUUUGGCAAUGGACUCGUCCUGCUCAUCAUCCAUCGGUUUGAGAAGCUGACUACUGUGACCAACAUCUUGCUGGUCAACCUGGUGAUGUCCUCCUUGAUCUUCAUGAGCAGUCUCCCCUUCAUGGGAGUCUACUUGCAGCUCUCCAACUGGAUCUUCGGCAAUGUCAUGUGCAAGAUUCAUGGCACCGUGUACUAUCUGGGCUCCUACAGCUCCGUCCUGUUUCUAACCCUUUUGACCUUCGAUCGACACCUUGCAGUUGUUCACUCCCUGACCGCGUCUCGAUUGAGAAGUCAAAGGUAUGCGGCAGUAUCCUGCGUGUUGGUGUGUUUGGUCAGCUGCCUGUGCAUGCUUCAAGCCCAUGUAUUUUAUACAAAGGCGUUGGUUGAUUUCGAGAACACAACGUACUGUCAGGAGUAUCUUAAUGAAAUACCUGGUAUAGAAGGGAAGCUGCUGAGUGACUUUGGAUUCUACAUUCAGCUUAUCCUUUUCUUGAUCGUUCCUCUUGCUGUUACCAUCUACUGCUAUGUCAGGAUUGCUAUCACUGUCGUUUCAUCCAAGAUCGUCACCAAAUUCAAGACAGUCAGGUUGAUAUUUGUCAUUGUACUGCUAUUUUUCACAUGCUGGAUCCUAUUUAACAUUCUAAUGCUGAUGAAUGAUGAAGACGCUGACUGUGAAACAAGGCAGAAAAUGGAUUAUGCUCUUGAAGUCACUCGUGUCAUGGCCUACGCUUACUUUUGUAUCAGUCCCGUCUUUUACACAUUUGUUGGGAAAAAGUUUCAGAAGUAUUUCCGACAGUUGCUGGUAAAAACUUUCCCACGGUUCAAGAGGGAUGUUUUUGUGUGUCUGCAGAAUAGGAGCAAGAUGUCUACACAGAGCACUCAAAAUUAGCUCUAGGCAUCGGAAGCCUUUUGUUCUUAAGGACC
This is a messenger RNA of Gasterosteus aculeatus aculeatus (three-spined stickleback), 1289 nucleotides long. Its product is annotated as C-C chemokine receptor type 3-like. Gene Ontology annotation, biological process: cell chemotaxis; positive regulation of cytosolic calcium ion concentration; G protein-coupled receptor signaling pathway. Gene Ontology annotation, cellular component: membrane; external side of plasma membrane. Gene Ontology annotation, molecular function: C-C chemokine binding; C-C chemokine receptor activity. The record is from RefSeq and is a predicted model, not a curated record. NCBI's taxonomy places the organism in Eukaryota, Metazoa, Chordata, Actinopteri, Perciformes, Gasterosteidae.